Molecule: messenger RNA, 396 nt
Organism: Aphanomyces invadans
Lineage: Eukaryota; Oomycota; Saprolegniomycetes; Saprolegniales; Verrucalvaceae
Exons: 2
Coding region: 1-396 (131 amino acids)
Source: RefSeq, a predicted model, not a curated record
AUGGACAAGAAGACAGCGUGGAACCAGAAGGAUUUCAAGAAGGCGGAGCAAGCGGCGGCGGUGGAAAGCAAGACGAAAGUGUCGUUUAAUUCAAUCCACUAUUUGGGCCAAUCGGACAUCGAAAACUUGGAUUCGAUUCGAGAAAGCGUGAUUGAGAAGCUCCAAGCAGUGCGACGCGUGAUCGAGCGGUUCAGACGCGAUUUGGAGCAAACGAACGUCAAGUCCAACAGUCAUCGGAUUAAGUACGUUUUGGGCGAUCUUUACAAGAUUCAAGCAAGUUUGAGUUUGGCAUCCGGAUACGUGACUGAGAACAUCGACAACAUAUUGGUGGUCAAGCCGAAGAGCGAAGAGAAGAAGAUCGAAGAGACGCCAGCGGAAUACCUUGCUAAUUUGUAA